UCCCAGAACUGGAAGCGAAACAGCCUCCCUGAUAAUCCAUCUUGAAAGUAUCCCACGAUUGAAAACAUCGCACCAACAGAAAUGUGCUCCAGCCAUAUCUCAUUUACGCGAUUAUGAAUAGUUUUUGAGUGCUCUGAAGGAUGACCAAUCAUUCAAAGAGUACAGGUCAUUUCCCAUGUUGGCCUUAGCUUUUGCAGAGACUAACGAAACCGCAUUCCUCCAUCCAAAGAGGAAGCCAACAACGAUGUCUGUGAUCUUCAACACAAACCACAAGAUAUGCCAAGCUCUAGCAAAAAAACUUAUAAUCUGUCUCUUCAAAGUUUGAGUUCAGUCCCGUCUUUUGUUGAGAGCAAUCGCAACAUUUUGUUGUUCCUGAUCUUUUCAAAUGGCCGGUCUGAGUGUGUUGUGUGGUCGCGUGGCUGCUUAAGCUCGAAGACAUGAAGCCAGAGGAGAAAUUGCAAAUUCAUCUCUAAACAUUUGCCCUCUUCUGCCACCUUCACUCGUGGGACCAAUAAAUGUAAGCGAAGAAGUUUACGACAUGAACUUCAUUGAAAGGAACGUGGGGAAACAUGUGGCCCUGGGUGGACGAUAUUCUCCUCAAGGCUGCGUGGCACGCCACAAAGUUGCUAUUGUGAUUCCAUAUCGCAAUCGACCAACUCAUUUACCUCUCUUCCUUCAACAUAUGCAUCCAUUCCUUCAGCGCCAGCAACUAGAUUACGGGAUUUACGUGGUAAAUCAGGNGGAUUCAAAUGACUUUAACCGUGCGAUGUUAUUCAACGUUGGAUUUGCUGAGGCAAUAAAAGACGCUAAUUGGGAUUGCUAUAUAUUUCAUGACGUGGAUCUUUUACCAGAAGACGACAGGAAUCUGUAUACUUGCCCUGAAAUUCCUCGACACAUGUCAGUGGCUGUGAGCACCAAGAAGUAUAUACUUCCUUAUUUCAGAAUGUUUGGCGGAGUAGUGGCACUUACAAAAUCUCACUUAUUUAAGGUCAACGGGUUUUCUAACCAGUUUUGGGGCUGGGGAGGUGAGGAUGAUGACAUGGCAAAUCGGAUAUUUCAUUUUGGGAUGAACAUCUCACGAUAUAGUGAAGAAAUUGCCAGAUACAAGAUGUCAAAACAUAAGAAAGAGAAGCCUAGUAAGACUCGAUUUCAAUCCUUAUCGAGAGGACGAAGAAGCUUCAACACGGACGGAUUCAAUAAUCUCAAUUACCGGUUGAUGAGUAAAGACCUUGUUCCUCUUUGGACAAAUCUUGAUGUAAUUUUGGAUCGCGUUGAGCCUGCCCUCAAGGUCUAAGCCGGCCAAGAUUCAACGAUUAUUUCUCGACAUUUACCUUCUAGAUUUGAUUAUGUCUGCGUUGUUCUUAUUGCUUUUAUGUGAAAUUAAAAUAUGGCCCCGUUACUGCCCGUA
Messenger RNA from Tigriopus californicus, 1408 nucleotides. RefSeq names its product beta-1,4-N-acetylgalactosaminyltransferase bre-4-like. The record is from RefSeq and is a predicted model, not a curated record. Bases 539 to 1294 code for a protein of 251 amino acids. Gene Ontology annotation, molecular function: N-acetyl-beta-glucosaminyl-derivative 4-beta-N-acetylgalactosaminyltransferase activity. NCBI's taxonomy places the organism in Eukaryota, Metazoa, Arthropoda, Copepoda, Harpacticoida, Harpacticidae. Gene Ontology annotation, biological process: glycosphingolipid biosynthetic process; carbohydrate metabolic process. The transcript is spliced from 8 exons.